GCAGUUUGCAGUUUUAUACUCUUUGGUACAUUCAGCAUAGAAAAUCGUACGCGUUGCUCGAACAUUUUAAAGGCCACGCCCCUUCGUGUAAUUUUUGCGUUCCAACGAAUCAGUCCCUCUUGCAGUUUUAUACUCUUUGUUACGUUUGAACUCUAUGCACGUUGUCGGUGUAGGCCCCUAGUCAAAAUAAACUCAGAAUGUUGAACAAACUUUUUAUAACUUUUUUGGCAGGCCUUUUGGCCAUUAUUGUGCAUCAUCUCGUAACAUUAACACAUAGUUUGCGAGGUUUCAAAACUGUCUACAAUCAUAAACCAGGUGCAUGCAAAGUGGUUCCAGGCAUUGUUAAUGGCUCAGAAGAUAUUGUUGUCCUUCCAAAUGGAUUAGCUUUCAUCAGUUCGGGUAUAGAUUUAUUUCACGUCUUUCCGAAUGCUGAUCCCAGAAUUCAAUAUUUUCAAGGAAGAAUAUUCCAGUUUGAUUUCAACAAACCAGAAGAAAAGGUUAAAGUUCUACCAAUAGAGGGCGAUUUUGACGUCAAAACCCUAAGGACGCAUGGUAUUGAUAUCUGGCAAGAUAAAGAAACAGGAAAAGUUAGAUUGUUUGCUGUUAAUCACUACUCAACUGAAGAUACAAUUGAAGUUUUUGAUUUUGACCAAGAGAGGGCAGUGUUGGUACAUCACAGAACCAUACAACACAAGUUGAUAAUCAGUGUAAAUGACCUUGUGGCUACUGGGCCUGAUAGCUUUUACUACACUAACGAUGGAUAUUACCGCGGAGUUAAGCGUACACUUGAAGGACUGCUCCUCAUGAAAUGGGCCAGCAUUGGUUACUAUGACGGCAAGGAAGCCAAGAUCAUCAGAGAGAAUGGUCACUUAUUCAAUGGAAUCAACAUGUCACCUGAUGGAAAGAUAGUGUAUGUCAAUGAGUUUAGUGCAGGGACGAUGCAUAUACUGCAAAGAGAAUCAAACAAUUCACUCUCUCUGUUAGAGACUGUGACUUUCAACAGUAUGUGCGAUAAUAUUUUUGUGGAUGAGGUUGGAGAUAUUUGGCAAGGCUGCCACCCGAUUGGCUACAAGUUCUCUUUACAUUCUCAAAACCUGUCACUACCUGCCCCAUCUCAGGUGCUGCAUGUCAAAUUUGCUGAUGAGAGUAGAAGACAGUACGAGAUAAGUGAAGUAUUCAGCAACGAUGGAAGUCUUGUUUCGGGAUCAUCGGUGGCAGCAUAUUAUAACGGUUCUAUGCUGGUGGGAACCGUCAUGGACAAAAUGGCAUAUUGCCAAAUUAUAGCAUAUUAAGUUGAAGAUUAUCUAAUAUAAAACAUUUGUGAUUACUUUUACAGCUAUAACUUUGAAUAAUAUACUUUGCCUUUUUAGUUGAAUUCCUUUUUUCUAGUGAAAUUGAAUGUAUUUUGACCACAUAUAUCUUUUUUCCACACUCUUAAUUUUGCUCAUAUAUAUGAUGACAUCAUUAUCACAUGUAUUGGCAGUGAGCACAGAGCUAUAGCAUUUGAUUGCAAUUGCAUUCACAUUUUGGUUUAUAUUAUUUUGCCAGUAGCUUUGUUAUUCUAAUUCUUCACUAGCAGUGCUUAUUUAUAAUAUAAAAAAGUAUUAUUUCCAUACCAAAAUUAGUUAAGUAAUUUAUAUACCUUAAUAACUUCAAAAAAAGUAAUAUUUGUACUAAAGUUAUGGAGAUUUUUUUUGUUGUAUCAGAUAGAUAAGAGCAAAAUUACAUUUUGGCAGUACAUCUGUCUAUUCAAGGGAAGAGGAUCUAAAUAAUAAUCCUAAAAUCCUGGAUGUUCUCUACAAAUAUUAGAUUUUUGUUUGUCUUGUGUAUGACAUUAAGUAAUGUUUUAGUAUGAUGUACAGUACUCUAUUUUUAAAUUUGUAUUUGCAUUUUAAAAUUAUAUGUUAGCAUAAUAAAUAAAUAGUAAUAAAUACUUGUAAUCAUUUUUGUUCUCAAAUGAUAUUAAUUACCUAAAAAGGAAGUACCUAAAAAACUACUGUAACUCAUAGUUUCAGUUUUACUAGGCCAGCUGGAUAAAAUCCUAUUUAUAUUGUUGCUUCAUAAUAUAAUGUGAAUAGAACAGGUUAUACAAGUACAGGUACUAGUGAUUUGAAUUUUUAAAAUUCUGCAUACUAUAAUAUAGUUUUUUUACUGUAAGUGCCAAUUUUGGGAAUGGACUGAAAUAUAUCUUGUUUUGAAUAAAUGAUACUGAAGUUGCAA
This is a messenger RNA of Anneissia japonica, 2220 nucleotides long. Its product is annotated as serum paraoxonase/arylesterase 1-like. Gene Ontology annotation, molecular function: arylesterase activity. The record is from RefSeq and is a predicted model, not a curated record. The transcript has 9 exons. The coding region runs from base 198 to 1292 and encodes 364 amino acids. NCBI's taxonomy places the organism in Eukaryota, Metazoa, Echinodermata, Crinoidea, Comatulida, Comatulidae.